Messenger RNA from Dermacentor andersoni, 1684 nucleotides. Its product is annotated as nicotinate-nucleotide pyrophosphorylase [carboxylating]-like. The record is from RefSeq and is a predicted model, not a curated record. Gene Ontology annotation, biological process: quinolinate catabolic process; NAD+ biosynthetic process. Gene Ontology annotation, molecular function: nicotinate-nucleotide diphosphorylase (carboxylating) activity. Gene Ontology annotation, cellular component: cytoplasm. NCBI's taxonomy places the organism in Eukaryota, Metazoa, Arthropoda, Arachnida, Ixodida, Ixodidae.
GCGGCACGAAUUCAGAGGGUCGUGCGAGCUCGGACGGGCACCCGCCACUCGAUCAAAGAACGGAAGUUCCCAAUGAGCAGCGCCGGAAGCGACAGCGGAAGCAACAUUAAAGCCCCGCACGCCCCUUUUUUGUUACCGCAUAUACGUGUUUUGCUUCACGCCUUUCGCGCGUUCCGCUUCCACCGGAUUCCUCGUUCUGCAGCGCCCCCAAAGACCCACGGUCGUCUCCCCUCCGCUGGCCACGUUCCUGUCAGACGUCACUUCUCCGCUGCGCUCGCUCCAAGCUGAGGUCAACGCGGGAGGAACAAAAUAAUACAGGACCAACAGUUUCGCUCGGGGCGAAGCGUCGGACGCCUUUUUUUUCUUCGCGCAGCCAAGGCCUUCUCCGGCGUGAAACUCGGCCGACUUAUUUCCUUCGUCCCUGUGUCUUCCUAUCAGGGUCAAUGGCGGCGUCUCUGCUCAACCCCGCGGUGCUUCAGGACCUGGCGCUGAGCUGGCUCCGCGAGGACCAGCCCAGCCUCGACGUGGGCCUGUACGUGGUGGGCGACGCCGACUGCACCGCCUACCUGUGGUGCAAGAGCCCCGGCGUGCUGGCCGGGGUGCCGUUCGCCAACGCCGUCCUCUCGCAGCUGGACUGCGACGUCAAGUGGCUGCGCAACGAGGGCGAGUGGCUGCACCCCGUCGCCAAGGUGGCCGAGGUGACCGGCCAGGCGCGGCGCGUGCUGCUGGCCGAGCGCGUGGUGCUCAACUGCCUGGCGCGCGCCAGCGGGGUGGCGUCGUCGGCGCGGCGGAUGCGCGAGGUGCUCAACGGCAUGCACUGGGACGGCGUGCUGGCCGGCACCCGGAAGACGACGCCCGGCUUCCGGCUCGUCGAGAAGUACGCGCUGCUGGUGGGCGGGGCGGACACGCACCGCUACGACGUCGCCUCCAUGAUCAUGCUCAAGGACAACCACCUCACCUCGGUGGGCUCCAUCGAGAAGGCUGUCCGCAUCGCCAAGAAGAUGGGCGGCUUCACCCGGAAGGUCGAGGUCGAGUGCCGCUCCGUCGAGGAAGCCCAGCAAGCCGCCAGGGCGGGGGGUGACAUCAUCAUGCUCGACAACUUCGAGGCAAAGGACUUGUCGCCGGCGGCGCAGAAGCUGAAGACCGAGUUUCCGGGCGUACUGGUCGAGGCCUCGGGAGGCAUCACUCCCGAGAACCUGACCCAGUACGCUGUGCCGGGCAUCGACAUCAUCUCCUCGAGCAUGCUCAUCCAGGGCUACCCCACGGUCGACUUCUCGCUCAAAGUGCAGCCGCCGAAGAAGCCCGAGUGCUAACAAGUCGCAGGCGCGGAUUGAGAGACAGAGACGAUCACGCAUGCGCGUGCUCACCUCUUGCAACACUAGUGUAGCACAAACAACACGAGAACACACGAAGGGCACGUGAACACACAAAGACGGCGCUGUGUUCGUGUGCUCCUCUGGUGGCUUCGUAUUGUUUGCGCCAAACAAGUAUUCGAAGGUGUAGUACUAAAAGUCCCGCGAUGUGGCAUUGGCGGUCAACUCUCUCGGUCCGGAAAAAAUGCGAGCCCAAAAUGAAGACCUUCUCGCUAUUGAUUUUUUAUCAAGCGACUGCGACAUCGAGGCUGUAAUUGAGAGAUUUCAAUUUCAUUUUUUUUUUUCAAAUAAAACAUUCGUGUAUAUGCACA